This is a messenger RNA of Drosophila mauritiana, 2042 nucleotides long. It is a transcript of the gene bnb, whose product is annotated as protein bangles and beads. The record is from RefSeq and is a predicted model, not a curated record. The transcript is spliced from 3 exons. NCBI's taxonomy places the organism in Eukaryota, Metazoa, Arthropoda, Insecta, Diptera, Drosophilidae. The coding region runs from base 243 to 1538 and encodes 431 amino acids.
GCUCUGCCGACGUCGACUUCGGGCGUUCGUGAUCCGGCGACGAGUGUAUAUAAACGCCCCGGCGCGCUGGCAUCCACUCAAAGUGUUUCUUGAAACUGACCGGGCGCGAAACGAAAUCCCAGAAUAUUCUCAAACGAAAAUUGCAAAACCGCAAAUUGUUAACAAAUAAGUGUAUCUGUGAGAUACGCAGUGCCAAAGCAAACACAGUUUCUAAACCGACGUUAGCCGCUUCAAUCAAAAGAAUGAAGUGCCAACUGCUUUUCGUGGCCACCGUGUGCCUGGCCAGCGUUUGGGCGCUUCCCGUGCCCGACGAGGAGGUGGCCAUCCAGCCGGACAGCGGUACCAAGGCCGAGCUCCUGACCAAGACCGUGCUGCCCACCGCCGUUGAGCCUGCUCCCUUGAAGCCCGAGGCCGAGAAGCCAGCAGAGACCAAGACCAUCGAAGCCAAGGCCGCCGUGCCAGAGCAGCCCGCACCCAUCACUCCUGCCGCCGAGCCAGCCAAGGAGAUCAACAGCGUGGAGCUCAAGUCGAGCGCGCCGGACGUAGAGACCGCCCCAGCUAUUCCCGAGAAGAAGACCCUGCCUGAGGAGGCCAAGCCCGCCCAGGAGAACGCUCCCGUUGAGGCCGAGAAGAAGCAGGAGAAGACUGCCCGCACGGAGGCGGAACCCGCUGUCGAGGCUCAGCCCCAGGCCACCAAGGCCAUCGAACAGGCCCCCGAAGCCCCAGCCGCCAAUGCCGAGGUGCAGAAGCAAGUUGUCGACGAGGUCAAGCCCCAGGAGCCCAAGAUCGAUGCCAAGUCCGCCGAGGAGCCAGCGAUUCCCGCCGUAGUUGCCGCCGAGAAAGAGACACCCGUACCCGAGCAGCCCGCCCGCCAGGAGAGGAUCAACGAAAUCGAACAGAAGGAUGCCAAGAAGGACGCUGCUGUUCCCGAGGAGCCAACCAAGGCCGCUGAAGCCACACCCACCGCCGCUCCUGAAGCCCCCAAGUCGGACUCCAACAUCCAGGUGAUUGCUCCCGAGAAGAAGUCCAUCGAGUCGUCCCCCGCUGCUGCGGCUGCUUCUCCUGCCGCCCAGGCUGCCCAGGCCAAGUCCGGUGAGGCCCCCAAGCCAGUUGACCAGCAGAAGAGCACCGAAACCGUUGCCGAGUCCGCUCCCGUCCUAAAGACCAAUGCCCCACUUGCUCCGGCCGGUGCCACCAAGGUGACGGAGGCCGUCAAGGAGCAGGAGAAGGAACAGCCAGCCGCUGAUAUCGCUGCCAAGGCCCUGCCAGAACAGAAGAAGACGGAGGAGACAGCAGCACCAGAGCCAGCCGCCGCCGCUGCCCCUGCUGCCGUGCCCGAGGCCAAGAAGAUCGACGAAGCACCAGCUGCCGAGCCCGUGGUCAAGGGCGAGGAGGCCAUUGCCAAGCCCAUUGCCCAGGCACCGUCGGCCGAGCCCAAAAAGUCGUCGGAGGAAAAGUCUGACAAGUCCGAGUCCAAGGUCGAUGAGUCCUCGGAGUCCAAGGAGUCGGAGGAGAGCAGCGAAUCGAAGGAGAACUAGGAAUAGUAAGAGCUUUACAUCUACCACCUUGCCUUAACCAACUCAACUCCAACUCAACACCGCACCGCACCACCCGCACCAGCACCAGCACCACAAACCCUACCGACCAUCGCACCACUGCUACGCCUUGGCAGCGUCUUAAUAUUACGAUCGUAGUUAGUGGUAUCCUUAGUUGUAAAUGGAGCAGAACGAAAUGACACACACAAAAGCAUACGAUGAAUAUGAAGGGCAGGACUGUGGAGAAGAGGAUGGCGUUCUGCCCCAGGAUCAAUAGAACCAAGUGGAUCGGAAGGUAACCACGCGUAGGCAUAACAAUUCAACACACAACAAACAGGACAAACCGCUAAGAUGGCAUAAAGUAAUACUUAUAAUUAUAAUUUAAUAAAUGUAAUCUUAAUUAAAUCUUAGUCAUUGCAAGACAACCACCCGGUACCCGCCCGCCCCAAGAAAAAACUCCUAGAUCAGCCUACCCAUGUCCAAACCCAGACCGAGAUCAAGACCAAG